CUUGACUUGAUCAGAACUGUCGUUCUUUGCUCUGUAGAAAACGUUCGCCUUUAUCACUCCUAUACAAAAGACGGUCUGUCAAUUACCUAUUUCUACAGCCAUGCGUUCCUUCAGCAUCGCUGCUGCCGCCGCCACUCUGGCAGGCUUCGCCGUUGCCGCCGACAACAGCACCAGCUCCGGCAAUAGCGUCGAGCUCUUCAUCGACGACGCCCUGGGCGGCCAGGGCCUCUACGCUGCUUCGAUCCUGAACGCCUGCAAGGACCAUACCGUCUACGCUAUCCAGUGUACCAGCGCCAGGAAUGAUAUCGUCGACGACACCAUCUGCGGUGACUCCGCUCCGACCUUGACCUUGACCGAGGGCCCAAGCCUGUACUCGGUCGCGUACUCGACGGCGACCAGCACGCUCGGGCACAAGGCCGAAGUCUCGGUCGGCGAGUCGUGCAACCUCAACAUCGAGUCCAGGGAGGCCUUCUGCGUCGCCACCGUCUCCGUCUCCCUCGACGGCACCUCCACCGUCACCUCGACCUCCACCUCCGUCACCGGCUCCGACUUCCACCGCUACCAGGUCCCCAUCACCGCCGGCGCCCAAAAGACCGCCAGCGCCACGGGCGCCUGCACGGCCGGCGGCGACGGCGACGACGCCAAUGCUGCCGCCGGCACCGGCGCGAACGUGGUCCGGGCUAUCGGCGCCGCGCUCGCGGUCGGCCUCGCGGGUGUGAUUGCUUUGUAAGAAGACAUGGAGGCCAGGUACUGAUGAUGCUUUUUCUUCUUGAGUCGACCGAGGCGGCUUUUCUUUCGAGGAUUGGGCGGGAAUAGAUAGCGCGCAUCUUGAUACUCCUACAUGAUGACUAUGACUCGGAUUGUCGUUAUCUUUCUUUUCUUGAUUUGGGAGGGCGCUAUAGACAAUGAGGGUGCAAUGGGCAUGUUCUUUGAUGGCUUCACGAAAUGUGUUGGUAUUAUUACCUGAGAUACCUUUGCUACUGGGGGCAGCAUGAACCGCAACAUCGGAGUUGAUAUCCAACUGCUUUCCUCUCAUAAUCCUCUCUCUUUCCCUGUCCACUGAGUAAUCUCGGUCUUCCCUCUCUUGGCAAGUGUCCGUUUGACAAGUACCCCUGGACCUUGACAUAGUACCCCUUUUAAGCAUUGCUGCCUCUGCAUAACAGGCACCUAAGUAAGGUAUCUACAAGGCUUUUCUGUCUAUUUUUCUGUUUAUACCAUUACUUCAAUUUGUUCUCUUUCCAUAUCUCCUUUACGUACUGUUCCUGACCAAUGGGCUUCCCUGACCACAAGGGGUAAUUAUACCGUGUCAUGGAACUUCAAUUAAUUACAUAUACCUCCUCUAACCCUCACAGCCCCGGGCCCUGGGCCCACGCGCACCCUUGUUUUCGGUCCCGCAGUUAAAAGGCACAGGUUCAAAUUAGAACAU
Messenger RNA from Thermothelomyces thermophilus ATCC 42464, 1426 nucleotides. RefSeq lists its product as uncharacterized. Bases 101 to 730 code for a protein of 209 amino acids. The transcript has 2 exons. Lineage: Eukaryota; Fungi; Ascomycota; Sordariomycetes; Sordariales; Chaetomiaceae. The record is from RefSeq and is a predicted model, not a curated record.